Molecule: messenger RNA, 3560 nt
Organism: Syngnathoides biaculeatus (alligator pipefish)
Lineage: Eukaryota; Metazoa; Chordata; Actinopteri; Syngnathiformes; Syngnathidae
Gene: ptger2a
Product: prostaglandin E receptor 2a (subtype EP2)
Exons: 3
Coding region: 209-1345 (378 amino acids)
Biological process (GO): inflammatory response; positive regulation of cytosolic calcium ion concentration; adenylate cyclase-activating G protein-coupled receptor signaling pathway
Cellular component (GO): plasma membrane
Molecular function (GO): prostaglandin E receptor activity
Source: RefSeq, a predicted model, not a curated record
CACAGCCCCGCUCCCACCAGGCCGCGUCCCUUCUGUCGGCUCCUUCUCCAUUUCGCUCCUUCCCCACGCGCGCGCGCGCACGGAUCGCGUUUUUCUCCGCGGAGGGGACUGCACAUGACGAAGAGGAGCGCCAGACAUGAUGGUUGCUGACAACGACUUGGUGAAAUGUUUUUGACACCGUUUUGGAAAGGUAAAGACAUUUUCCCAGAUGACCUCGGCGCACUUUUCGAGCGCGAUGGAACUGCCCGACGUCUGCCACAGCAAGCACCACAUCGAUUCCAGGAAGAGCCCCGCGAUCAGCGCCAUCAUGUUCGCCGCGGGUCUCCUGGGCAACGUGGCCGCCCUGGUGAUCCUGGAGAUCCGGCGCCGGCGAGACCUGAAGGCCGCGGGCUGUCGACGACGUGCGCUUUUCCAAGUCCUCAUCACGUCGCUGGUGGUCACCGACUUGGGCGGAACGUGUCUGGUCAGCCCGCUCGUGCAGCUGUCGUAUUCGCACAACAUCACCUUGGAGGGGAUGUCGCCGAACACGCACGGGGUGUGCGCUUACUUUGGAUUCAGCAUGACCUUCUUCAGCUUGGCAACCAUGUCUCUUCUCCUAACCAUGGCUCUCGAGAGGUCCUUAGCUAUCGGCUACCCCUACUUGUACAACCGUCACGUCACCAAAAAAUUAGCCUACAUCACAAUUCCCGUGGUUUUUUUGGUCUCCAGUCUAUUCUGUCUCCUCCCUUUUGUGGGAUUUGGGAAAUAUGUACAAUACUGCCCCGGCACGUGGUGCUUCAUUGAUAUGAACUCAGAGUGGAAGAAACACAGAGUCUACGCCAACCUGUACGCCACCGUAAUGUUAGUACUGGUGCUAGCCAUAGUGGCGUGCAACGCCUUCGUGGUGUACCAGCUGCUGCGCAUGUACCAGCGCCGUAGGAGGAACGGAGGCUCCGUCACGGCGAGCACGCGCUCCAAGAGCGAGCGCAGGCCCACGUCUAUGGCGGAGGAGGUGGAGCAUCUCAUCCUGCUGGUCUUCAUGACGAUCAUCUUCAUCAUCUGCACGCUGCCCCUUGUGAUCCGCGUGUACAUCAAUUCGGUGGGGGUCCGCAGCGAGUCGCACCCCCUGGAUCUGAUCGCGCUGCGUUUUAUCUCGGUCAACUCCAUCAUCGACCCGUGGGUCUUCAUCCUCCUCUCUCCCGGCGUGCUGCACUUUUGCUGGGCCUCCGUCUGCCGAUUUCCCCGAAGAAGUCUGAAGGCUUCUCCUCUCAAAUUGCCGGAUGCCAAAGACAUUCGGGCAAACGUAGAGCUGUCGCGCACACAACUGGAGUACAAAGAGUCAUUUGCACCUCGACAAAAUGUAUGACGACUAACAAAAAAAAAAAAAUAUUUUUUAAAUUAUUUGAUAGUUCUAUUUAUUUUUGCUCUCAAAAAGGCACAUAGUUGGAUCCUCUCGCUAAUCACAUGAGGCGCAGCAGUUUUGGCCGUGUUAUCUAUUUUUGGGCAGUUCCUUUUUUAUCAGCUGCUUGCAGCUCCUUAUCAUUCAUUUCCGGGUUGUUUUCAUACUACUUGUAGUCCAGAUAUUGUAUGGCCACACGUGUGUAUUCUAUCGAGCUAUGUGCUCUUCCAAACAAUGAUACAGUUGAAAGAAAGUCCAACAAAGUCGUCGUUGUAAAAAAGAAUACUAUUUCAGGUCGCCAUCUAGGUCUUGUUGUUAGGUACAAUUCAUUGAUAGUGUUUCAUUGUCUGUAUUUGGCAUGUCCUGGCAUGUUGGUAGUCCUUGAAUGUACCUCACCCCCAGCCAAAGUGAAAAUGUUUGUUUUUCCUUCCCUCCCAGCAACAGCUACUAAUGGCCACGUGGUCUACUUUGCCAUUGCAAUUUCCUAACACUGACUUGUGUGUAAAUGCCCCAAAGUGAGUCAAAAGACAGUUUCUGUGUAAAAAAAAAAAAAAAAAAAAAAGUGCUGGUGAGCACGUUGAUUUGUCCUUGUGUGUUGUCGAGUCUUUUUGCGCUAGCGUGUUAUUUGUGCGAGUAUUAAUCUAAUACGAGUGAUGAGUCUCAUAAGAAUGUGGUUUGUUUGUGUUGAGUAAUUUAACUACUGAAUAUUGUCUUUGAUGUACCAUGGGUUUAUGAUUGUGUACUUGCUAGAUGUUGAUGCUUUAUGGUCUUGCCCGUUUUGUUUUGAGUGCUUUGCCGUCUCUUUACGUCAUCUAUGCAAAAUUACUGACCUUUUUUUUCAUUGGUGGAUAAACCUUCAUUGGUGCAAAGAGAUGGCACAUCCUCACGCCAACACUACAUCUAUUGAUAUAUGUUCUCAGGUGCUUAAAGCAGAUACUUCUGUUAUUUUCUUACUUAGUGUGCUUGUCACGUGUGUGUUCCAGCAGUUUGUGCGUGCAUGUGUGUGUGGUUAUGGAGCAAAUGUCCAAGUUUUGUCACCACUUUCUCUCUAAUUUAGCAGGACACUGACACUUUAUUUUGCCAUUUCAAAGUCGAUAAGGAAUUGACCCCUCUGUGGAUAUUGCGCAAUCCGCGUCACUGACCAAUCAGAGGCCAGAGAUCUGCAUAGACCAAAGCCCGUUUUUGCUCCCGCCAUUUUCUCAGACAACAUUGCAUGGUCCAGUAUAGGUUUAGUUAGCGUUUUAUUGCGUAUUUGGGUUAUUUAACAAAAAAUAUGGUUAAGAGGUGUAGUCACGGACUUUGUAAUAGUGACGACAGGUAUCCUGAAAGGCUAGUUGGUGGAGUUCGAUUCGUACCCUUUCCAAAACCGAAGACCCAGUACGAAAAAUGCCUUCGAUGGAUCAAACUUUGUGGAAGACCGCAUCAUCAACUAAAUCCAUCUAAUAUCAACCGGAACACAUAUGUUUGCACGAAGGUAUGCCCUAUAUUUGAUUUUCAAUACAUGUCUCGUACAAAUGAAUUCGAAGUUCUUCGCUAGCAUAACACUGCUGCGUGUGAACGAUUGACACACUUAUUCUUUGUUGAGCGAUAUUUAGCGAUGAUCGGACUGCACAAACGUAUUGAUAUCUUGCUGGCUCGCGGCCAGAAGCUUAACCAGACUGUGUUUGCACGAAGAUAUGCCCUAAAUUUGAUUUUUAAUACACGUCUCGUAUAAAUGAAUGAGACGUUCUCCGCUAGCAUGACAUUGCUACGUGUGAAUGAUUGAAUGAAAUCAGAAGCAUGGCGUCUUUCUCAGUUAAGAAUGUAUUGUAUUUAGAAUCUAUAAUUAACUUCAGGAGGCGUGGUUAAGUGCUCUGUACUGAGGGGUCAAUUAGGAAAUGCCCCACCUCAACCAAACAAGAAGUUGUUUUUAUUUUUAUUUUUUACAAACAUCAUGUUUUUCUUAACAUUUAAUUAAUUUCCUAGAAAUAAUACAAUUCUACAAAUAUUAGGUUGUUGCAUUUCAGGCUUAUGAAGGGCUGUGUAUGAAAUGUACAUUCCAGUAAUUAAAAAUGCUCAAACGCAACGCUACAUAAAUGUUGAUGUAACGUGGAAGUCUUGUGCCAUGUGAUUACGUCAUUACUUACUGUAGAUGAACGCGAGCUCGCUGAUUGCGCCUGUGUGUCAUCCAGUAAAUAUUUGG